Messenger RNA from Sinocyclocheilus rhinocerous, 1464 nucleotides. RefSeq names its product vesicle transport protein GOT1B. Lineage: Eukaryota; Metazoa; Chordata; Actinopteri; Cypriniformes; Cyprinidae. The record is from RefSeq and is a predicted model, not a curated record. Gene Ontology annotation, cellular component: membrane; endoplasmic reticulum. The transcript has 5 exons. The coding region runs from base 158 to 574 and encodes 138 amino acids. Gene Ontology annotation, biological process: endoplasmic reticulum to Golgi vesicle-mediated transport; retrograde transport, endosome to Golgi.
UCAAGUGAAAAUAAUAACAAUAAUAAACAGUAUCUGAAUUUUUCGCAGCGUCAUUUCGGACGUUUAAAGUAUCUCUACGUGUUUCCGGUGUCGUGGCGAUCACACACAGAACAGUUUUACUCAUCAGUCAGUAAACCGUCUGAUAAACAACACAAACAUGAUUUCGUUAACGGACUCACAGAAGAUCGGGAUGGGGCUGACGGGCUUCGGCGUGUUUUUCCUCUUCUUUGGAAUGAUUCUGUUCUUUGAUAAAGCGCUCUUGGCCAUAGGAAAUAUCUUGUUCGUCGCAGGUCUCUCAUUUGUUAUCGGACUGGAACGGACGUUCAGGUUCUUCUUCCAGCGGCAUAAAAUGAAAGCCACCGGUUUCUUUCUGGGAGGUGUUUUCGUGGUGCUCAUUGGAUGGCCGAUUAUAGGUGUCGUCCUGGAAGUCUAUGGAUUUUUCCUCCUUUUCCGGGGCUUUUUCCCAGUAGCGGUUGGCUUCAUUAGGCGGGUGCCUAUUCUUGGAUCUUUACUAAACCUUCCUGGUAUCAGUGGGUUAGUGGAUAAAGUGGGCGAGAGCAACACCAUGGUAUAACGGUCAACAGUUUAGUAUUUUCUUUUAGUUUUCUAUGAGUGGCUCAUAUUUAUAUUUGUCAUAAUAGUGCUUCUGGCUGGGCGUCUCGCUGGCCAACAUUUCUGAACGACAGAUGAGAUUUUUGAUACUUUACCUGUGAAGAAGUUCAAGUGUUUUUUCUGGGACUGAUUACCAAACCAAGUCAGGCGCUGUUUUUGUUGCUGCAUCACACGUCUCCCUCCAGGGGGCGACGGGGACCACUGAACCCCUAAAUGACCACAAGAUGGGCGGAUGACGAAGUUCCAUUGAACGAACCAUAACUGAAAGGAAUCACUGGGUUCUGAAUGAAGUCGUUACUGUUUUUUAUUGCGCUUUUAUGUGCCAACUGUUCUGUUUCACUUUUUUUUAUUUGUCAAAAUCUCAUUCUGACUUUUUCCACAUGAGCGCCACCUAGUGGAGCGGAGACUGUUUCAUCUCUUCACGCUCACGAGGGAAAUUAAGCGACCUACGUGACAUGCUGUUAUUAGACAUGACUGACUUGUUUAAGUAUUUGUAAAUACUUCAAAUGUGAGACUAAUGUACAUUUUUACCAACAAAGAUCCUGUUUAAUAAAUGGAUUAUAUCCUUGAUAGGUCUACUUGUCUGGUGUUAAACUGUGAUAGACAUCACAUUUAAAGCCUUAUAUCAGCGCUCGGUGCAAAUAUUACACAAAGAUUGUAUAUAUUGCUAGCAUGUGGUUUACAUUUUGCACUUUCAUUCAACAUUUAGUGAGUACAUUGACUAGUUCCUGUAACUAACAGUCAGCUGGAAGUGUAACAGUGUCAAUCAAACGUUUGGACAUGCCUUUAUAAAGUUCUUUAUGACUAUUUUUCACAUUUACUGAUCAAAACAUGACACAAAUGAAAAAAAAU